AUGAUCACGGAUGUAACCGCAACAUCGUAUUCACUCACGGAACUGAGCAGUGCCAUAGGCCCCAAGUCUGGGAGUACCAUCAUUGACAGAGAGUUCUUGAAGCUCAUGAGGCAUCGCUUCAACGCCUUAUUCAUAAAUCCGUUCAACGACGACAAAUCUGAUCGCAGAGAAAGACUCAUGAACGAUUUCAGACAAAGAAAGGAAAAGUUCACUGGAGAUGGAAGUAACCAUCGUCUUAAAUUCCGGAUGGAAUGCUUUACGUCACAAUGGUAUGACUCAACGGCAGGUCAUAUAAUCUUGUCCGACAGCGAUAUGCGGGCAUUUUUUGACACUGUUGUCGGCCAAGUCUUCCAUCAUGUGAACGAUCAGGUGGACAAAGCCACUCGUGGCCACUUCAAGAUCGACGAAUUGUUGAUGACUGGGGGGCUGAUGCGCUCUGAAUAUGCGCGGGAGACAUUUUCGGAGGGGUUCAAAGAUGCAGGAUUUUCCAGGAUCUUGUUUUCCGAAGCACCUGAACUAUCCGCAUCUCUCGGUGCUGCGCGAAAGGCCCUGAGCGGCAUCGUCACGAAGAACCAGACAUGUAACAAGAGUUACUUCAUCGAAUGCUCAGGAUUACGGGAGGAACCCGGAAUAUGUCUGCAAGCUUUCAUUGAUGAGCCCGAUGCGCCCGCUAAACCCCAACAGAUUUUGGUCAAGGGCCAUGUCUACGAGGAAGAUAAACCAUACAAGACUGUAUUUCACCUUUAUAGUCGCCCGGGGGAGCCCCCUGUCAAAACGUUCUUUCUGAAGAUGAGCGAUGGCCAAAAUUCGCGCGUACUGGCCCGGUUGACCUGCAAUUUGUCUGACAUACCCACCGACGAACGCGCCCUACAAUCUGCUGCUGCAGGCGGUGUAUACUCGCAUCAAUGCAUCUUUGUGACUGCGACAUUUCGUGUGAAGGGGUACCUGGAAAUCAAAGUGCAUACUAAAUGUAAGGUGUUGGCCCAAAAAAGGGUUCCUAGAAUAUGGAGUGAGCGUGCGGGUAAUUGA
Messenger RNA from Aspergillus luchuensis, 1029 nucleotides. Its product is annotated as Hsp70 family protein. The transcript has 6 exons. The coding region runs from base 1 to 1029 and encodes 342 amino acids. The record is from RefSeq and is a predicted model, not a curated record. NCBI's taxonomy places the organism in Eukaryota, Fungi, Ascomycota, Eurotiomycetes, Eurotiales, Aspergillaceae.